This is a messenger RNA of Electrophorus electricus (electric eel), 3432 nucleotides long. It is a transcript of the gene b4gat1, whose product is annotated as beta-1,4-glucuronyltransferase 1. Gene Ontology annotation, biological process: protein O-linked glycosylation via mannose. NCBI's taxonomy places the organism in Eukaryota, Metazoa, Chordata, Actinopteri, Gymnotiformes, Gymnotidae. Gene Ontology annotation, molecular function: glucuronosyltransferase activity. The record is from RefSeq and is a predicted model, not a curated record. Gene Ontology annotation, cellular component: Golgi apparatus.
CCUAAUGCCCAUUUUUGUGGUUUAGCUAGCUUGCUGCCUUAUUGAAAUAAUUAACUGUUGUUAUUUAGUUCAGAAAUGGAAGAUAGUUUAAGAUCUACGAACCCAAUGACCUGUGAAAUCAACAAAGCGCUAGAUAAUAAAUACAUGAUGGAUUGUCGUGUGAAGAAAAGUUCGUAGCUAACGGUAGCUAAGUUAGCUAGCUAGCUAGCGCAAUCGUCUAGUGAACGUUGAGAUGAAGUAACCAUGCCACGCCACGUUUCGAUAUUAUAGAUAUAAUUUAUGUUGUGUGUAUCUUCUAAAAACAAGUUUUGGAAUGCAUUUCUCCAAAAAAUGUUCCGUGUUUAAAGUGGUGCUUAGUGCCCUGCUCAUUGUCGCACUGUUGCAGCUGAUCUACCUGUCCUUCCUCUCGAAGCUGCACGGCAGGCAGCAGCGCUACAAGUAUUCCGAACUGUUCGGUUCCAAGAAGAACGGUAACAUUGGUGACAAGAAUUCUAAAAAAGAACGGCUACGGUAUUCUUUAUCCAGCGGCGGCAUUUUCGAUAGUAGUGGUCAGUACCGCAUUUACAAAAAUCUGAUCAAAAGCGAUUUCUCAAACAACCAAAAGCUAGGUGCGGAUCCAAGGUCUCAUCACCUUGCCUUAGCCACGCACACGACCAUCAACAACCUUCAUCACUUGGAUUCUUUGCUUGAACGCUGGCGCAACCCUCUUUCGGUUGCUAUAUUUGCUCACGGGCAAGAUGUCAAAUUUGCCACAGCCCUUGUCUAUGCGCUCAGUCUCUUCUGUCCACAAAUCCAAGCUUUGGUGGACUUCCAUCUGGUCUGCCACUCAGAGGAGAUGGCCAGCUUCCCAGAGCAAGAUAGAGAGCACUUUGCCGGACUUGAGGAUCAAGGAUGUCCUGGUGUAUUUGCAAAGCUUGAAUCCCACAGAGACAAGUACAAAAACUAUGUUAUUGGAAGCAAUGUCUCCUACCCCAACAAUCUCCUCCGCAACGUGGCACGCACAGGAACCGAUGCUGCCUACAUCCUGGUCAUCGAUAUUGACAUGGUACCCAGUGCGGAUUUGCAUCACCAGUUUGUGACUAUGUUGAUGAGACACGAACCAGCCCAUGACGAGGUCCUGGUCUUGCCUGCUUUUGAAAUUAGACACACGCGCAAAUUGCCUGCUUCGAAAGCAGAGUUGGUGCAGCUCUAUCAGGUUGGCGAGGUGAGGCCCUUCUAUGAGGAACUGUGUCCACGAUGCCAGGCCCCAACUAACUACUCUCGCUGGGUUAAUCUGGCCCGCAAGGGCUCUGGGCCUCUGGAGGUGGCAUAUACACUGAAUUGGGUGGAUCCAUGGGAACCUUUCUACAUUGGGGCAAAAUCAGUGCCCCUGUAUGACGAGAACUUCAGGCAGUAUGGCUUCAACCGCAUCAGUCAGGCAUGUGAGCUGUAUGUAGCGGGCUUCAGGUUCUCUGUGGUGACCAAUGCCUUCGUGGUACACAGGGGCUUCAAGGUCCAGGGUGACUUCCACAGCCGCAAGGAUGAGGAGAACCGCAAGAACCGGUUGGUCUUCCGCGCCUUCAAAGAGGGUUUGAAGACCAAGUAUCCCAGUUCACCUCGCCGCUGUUGACACGUGAACGCUUGUUCUCCUGGGACUCUGGACAGCUCUCGUUUGGAAACUUUUGAGGCAGAAGGAGUAGAAUUGUCCACUGGAAAUAGUCAGUAUUCAGAGGUUUUACCUACAUAUUAGUUAUGGUAGUGAAUUUGGAUUGUUAUGCACUGAGCACUUGCCAAGUUGUGAAAAUGACUUUGUUACAGUAGUGAGGGUAGUUUACUUCCUGGCCAAAUGCCAUGACACUUAAACUGGAUUUAUUUCCAGCAGCAAACCAGUAGUUUACAAUAAGCCAAGUAUUACGAUAUGACUUCCUUACUACAUAUUUAAUUUAUUGCUUAAUAGAUCUAAUGGAGAGCAAUGAUCAUUAUAAUAAUUGGAAAACAGGGUGCGUAUACCUCUAUGAAAUUGGAAAUAAGACACAUUAUACACUGUAUAAACAUUCUCUGUUAAAGAUUGGCGUUAUAUCAAAGUAUGCAGGCCUGGCUUGAUGAUGGAAACAAACAAAAAAUCUGUUGUAGUCUGUUACACUGUGUUACACUGUCUUGUGUUCGCUUGUUUUGCGUUUUCUUGUGUUGUUUUAUACUGGUACAGUUUAGUGGUUUUAUUCAUCAGCUUGUUGCUUCUUUGAUGCAGCACACUCUAGCAAUCACCAUUUAUUCACAUAUUGAACAAAAACAUUCAUUACAGAUACAACAUCUUCAAGAAUUAUUCAGUCUAUUUCAACAAGCUGACAACCACUGUAUACUGUAAUCCAUGCUAAAUACGCAACAUAAAACAUGGGUGUGCUAAAAGGUAAUGAGCAGACUUCAACAAGAAAUCUAAUGAAUAAUGAGUUUUGUCAGCUUGUAUGUAACUGAAUGUGAUUUUAAUAGAGACUCCCCUCACUCUUUUUCCAAAGUCAUUUAAGAUGUUGAAAUGCUUGUUAAUGUUGGUAGGUUAAUCCGUAAGGGCAGGUACACCGAAAAUGAGACAGCGUUAGUAACACUGUUUUUUUCCAAAAUAGAUGUGUGGAAAAUGUAAAAUGUGUCAUUUUGCCCUAUAUUUUUCAUGAAAAGAAAAGAAAAUAUUGUGUGAGAACACAAAAUGGACAAUAAGCUGUUAUUCAAAUGGUAUGUCCUAAUGUAGUUUCACAGUAUGUCAGAAGAAUGUAAAAUUAAAACCAUUUUGUCACUCUAAAUAUACUCUAUAGAAUUAUGUCUGAAAGAAUAUAUAGUAUUAAAGUUAAUUGAAACAAAUCCAUUCAUAAAUUGCUGGAAAAAAAAGAAUGGAUUUUUGACCUUUUGAAGAAUUCUUUCCUUUAAAAAAAAAAAAUUUGGUAGUCAUUUCUUACAUGUGUUUUGCAUUGCAGAGAAGACCCAGUAUUAAAACUCAAUUCUGUGUUUAUAAUUACAUGUAUAUUUUGUACAUAUUGUUUUGCACACUUGUGCAGGUGCUUCAUUUUUUUUUUCUGUUGGUGUAUGUCUUGGCUAAUAAUAGUGUGUACAUUUGUGAAAAUAAUCAUCAGUCUCAUCUGAACCUCAUCGAUCUUCCCUACCUUGUGAACACUACUGUACAGGAGACACGGUGGCCAACGCUGAAGGAUUAGCACCGUUGUAACAAUAGCAGGGAAGGACCAGUUGAAGCCCGUGCAUCAGGCUUGUGUCCUUGCAUGCUUGUCCCUGUGUCUUUGUUUCCAUUUUGUAGCACUUUUAAAAACGCCUUUGAAAUGGAUUUUUGUCAAGUGAUCAUUUAUUUAAUAUAUAUUAGUUGGCAAAUAUAUUUGUAUUUCAGUGUUUGGUUAUUGUUUUAACUUUUGAGGGGUUUUUUUAUAUCAAAAAAUAGAUACAGGAGGGUUUAUU